Molecule: messenger RNA, 990 nt
Organism: Lachancea mirantina
Lineage: Eukaryota; Fungi; Ascomycota; Saccharomycetes; Saccharomycetales; Saccharomycetaceae
Source: the annotation of a GenBank genome assembly
AUGCAAGUGACCAGCGAGCACGUAACUGUGGCGCCCUUAGUGCUGCUUUCAGCAUUGGAUCAUUACAAGCGGACCAACACACCCAAUGGGAAGAGAUGUGUUGGUGUAAUUUUGGGGGACAAUUCUAAAGCGACUUUGAAGGUAACCAAUUCGUUUGCGCUACCGUUCGAAGAAGACGAGAAAAACCCCGAUGUGUGGUUUUUGGACCAUAACUACAUCGAAAGCAUGAACGAGAUGUGCAAAAAGAUCAAUGCAAAGGAAAAGCUGAUCGGUUGGUACCAUAGUGGGCCGAAACUCAGAUCUGCAGACUUAAAGAUCAAUGAACUGUUCAAGAGGUACACGCAGAAGAACCCACUUUUGUUGAUUAUAGACGUCCAACAAUCGGGCGUUGGGUUGCCCACAACGGCGUACAUGGCUGUAGAACAGGUAAAAGAUGACGGAACGUCGACGGAAAAAACAUUUGUGCAUUUACCUUCGUCCAUCGAGGCCGAAGAGGCGGAGGAGAUCGGUGUAGAGCAUUUGCUCAGGGAUGUACGUGACCAGGCCGCUGGUGGGCUGUCGAUAAAGCUGACGAACCAAUUGAAGUCUUUGAAAGGGCUGCAAACGAAACUUCGCGAUAUAGUGCAAUACUUGGAGAAAGUCAGCCAAAAACAAUUGCCAGUGAACCACAUUAUAUUGGGCAAGUUACAAGAUGUGUUCAAUUUGCUGCCUAAUUUAGGAAGUCCUGACGAUGACGAAAUGGGGGCCGGUUCGGCCGAUGAAGCGAUCAAUGCUUCGAGUACGUUGCAAAAAGCGCUUACGGUGAAGACCAACGAUGAGCUCAUGAUCAUUUAUAUCAGCAACCUCGUGCGGGCGAUCAUUGCUUUUGACAACUUGAUCGAGAACAAGAUCCAAAACAAGAAACUGCAGAACACCAAGGAACCUAAGGCGGACAGCGAGACGACUGGAGUGGAAGAAACAGUUACUGAAGAAGGGGGUAAGAAGGCAUGA